This is a messenger RNA of Kwoniella shivajii, 5292 nucleotides long. RefSeq lists its product as uncharacterized. The transcript has 5 exons. Gene Ontology annotation, cellular component: protein phosphatase type 2A complex; cytoplasm. Gene Ontology annotation, biological process: protein dephosphorylation. Gene Ontology annotation, molecular function: protein phosphatase regulator activity. The record is from RefSeq and is a predicted model, not a curated record. The coding region runs from base 1 to 5292 and encodes 1763 amino acids. Lineage: Eukaryota; Fungi; Basidiomycota; Tremellomycetes; Tremellales; Cryptococcaceae.
AUGGGGUCGUUAUCGGACAGUAAUGAAGAAGGUACAUCAUCUUCAACAUCAGUUUCUGAUUUGAAAUCUGGUAGAACACCUACUCCAUCCGAUCCACUACCCCCUGACGAACCACCUUUACAAUCUUCACCACCACCACUUCCACCACCAGAUUUCAAUCCUCCCGCCGAGCAUCCAAUAGAUUCACCUGUGUAUAGCAUUUCUACGCCUUCUACGAGUUCAGCAACUUCACCUAUCAUUCAAUCAUCAGGAUCAUCUUUCCCUUCACCUUCAGUAUCAGCUUCCUCCGAGAGUUAUUCCAAUUCUCAUUUUCCUCCAGGGGACAACCUUGUGCAUAUUCGUCCGACAUUACAAUCCCUUCAACGUGUUUCUAACGAAUCGAUACCUACCCCAGGAUCGACUAGUUCAGUCUCAUCAAACCAAUCGGAAGGUGGGGAUCAUUUGGCGGAAAUGAGAGAGGAUUUAAAGGAAAAAUUGUUACAAUCAGAAGUUUCAACUCCAUCAAAAUCUAGAAGUAGUUCACUUUCAUCUUCUUCCAACGUAAUCAUCAAUAACACUGCGACUGCAACCACAGACAGUUUUCGAUAUAACCUGAUAAAUCCAACUCCACCUUCGGAACCUGCUUUGUUCGAUGAAUAUGAAGAUGAAGAUUACAGCAAUGAAGCUGGACCUAGUAGACCAAGGAGAUUGAGUUCAGGUGCUUUAGCAAAUGUUGAUGGGAGAGGACAGGAUUUACCCGCAGAACACGCUUGGGAUAGUGUGUGGCCUGCAAUGGGUGCACCACAUCGUUCUUUACCUCAAGAACCACCUUCAAGAUUCCCCAUUGCACCUGUAUCACCUUUUGUCACACCUGCUUUCUCUCCUGCGAUCAUACCGACAUCAUCAUCGUCAUCGUCAACAAACUCAAAUUCUCUAACACGGAAACCACCGUCUCCUGUAGUAGAUCCACAUUCAAGCGAUCCAGCUUCCCCCUCUCGAAGUAGUCAAUCUCCUGGGACAAACCCUUUCAGAUUUUCACCUAGAUCAGGAGGAACAUCACCCAAUAUGGAACCUUACGGUCAGCACGAAAUGUAUUAUGGUGGUAGGAGAAGGUCAAUCACUGCAGAUGCACCAUCGUUGUCGCAUUCACCACCUUCCUCAUCAAGCAUGAACCUUAGCAGACAUCAUCGAUCCCUCUCGAAUUCGUCUCAAAACUCUUCGCAAUCUCGACUGGCUGUUCACAGAGCCUCACCAACGAUCAGCAGUCCACCGAAAAGUCCGUUAUCUACGUCAGGAGCGAAUCGACCCUCAAGUCCGACCAAAAACAGCUCGACGUCAGGCGCUACCGCGAACAGAUCCAUCAAACCCAGAGCGUCUCCACCGGUUUCAGCGGUCAACAAAGGUCGUCCAAGAGGUCAUAGUUUCUCUUCUGUGAUUCGUAAUCAGCCGUUUGGGCUUGAUCCAUCUCCGCAAUCAUCUUUCGAACGAAAAAAGCCUUCUCCGACAGUAAGACCAGCACCGGCGGAGAAGGCAAACUCGGUCAUUUCUCCCCCGGAAUCGUCUUCUUCGUUACCACCUUUCGCACUUCCCCCCGCUGUAGCCGAAUUACCGAACGCAUUCCCGCAACCUACUCCGGUUGCCUCACCUGGUGAACCAACGCGACCCCCAUCUCCUCCUCUUUUCGCCCCCCUUGCACGACCCGCUGUACUUCGACGAGCGUUAUCAGAUUAUGAUGCAAAAUCUCGCAACGCACCGCCCUCUUUCCAUCGUACACUCAGUAUCACCGCCGAACUUGACAAAUCUCCGAAACGCACAACAAGCAACGCUGAUAUAGCUUCGCCCGUUGAGCCCAUCCAAGGGUCAGACGACGAUGCCGCACGCGUAAAAAAGAGUCCGAGAAGAUCACCGAGGACGUUACCUAUGUUGUCACCUUUGUCUGUACAUCCCCCUUCUGGACCGGUUCACGAAGCUGAAGGUAGGGUAGGUGAUUUGGCGGAAAUCUCAAGUUAUUUCCCAGAUCAAACGGCAAAUCAAUGGUCCGGUGAUAGCAAUGCGGAUUAUAUGGGCGAUAUCGAUAUUGUUGACGAGGGAGAUGUAUUGCCAAUGGGGGAUGUCCCCAUGGACGUCACUUUUGACGACGAGGGUCUAAACACAUUGGAACGUAUAUUCCUUCUCAGCAAGAGUGAAUAUCCUUUUCAUCGAGCCUAUGUCGCUCGAGUCCUUGGCGAUUUACUCAAUGAAGUUGAUCCUUGCGAAUCGGUCGAAUACGUUUUGCCUCUUCUCAGUGGCUUUUCCAUGGACGAUGAUGAAUCUGUCAAGGAAGCUUUUGCGUCGGAAUUACAUCGUAUCCUAUGGUAUUUUUAUUCAACAUGUAAACUCCUCGUAGAAGAAGAUGGGGAAAUGGUAGAAGUACCGGAACCUCCUCUUCCUCCAGAACCAAUAAAGGAAACUCUCACAAUCACCUCUGAGGGCAUGAACAUGGUUCCUACGCCUACCGCAGCGGAAGUGAAGGAAAGCGCGACCCCGAUGACUCGUCAAAGAUCAAACACUUCUUUACUUAGUACGACAGGUCCUUCAUCUGGCGGAUCAAGCUUGACCAGACCUGAAUCGACGAAAUUCUCGCCAGGUAUUUCAGAAGGAUUGGACGUUGACACCCCCGCUUCAUCCAUCUCAGCAUCCUCUCAAGACACAGCAUAUAGUCCUGGAAUAUUAAUCAAGCCGUAUGCUGAUAAUCAUGAUCACGAGUAUACCAAAGAAGAUCAAGGUAUCUUGGUAGAUCGACCAGUCUUAUCAGUAAACUUCUUCACACCCCUCGUCGGAUCCUUACUCCUCAACCAGAAUCCUGUCAUCUCCGAAUCAGUUAGAAACGGAGUUGUAGCUGUUCUAGAACGUCUGAAAUGGAAAGGAGAAACAACAUUGGAGACAUGGGGACAUGCAGCUCAACAACCUGAAGCUGACGAAAGGAGAACGUUUGCAACUCAGAUCGGACCUCAUCAACACGAUUUACGACCUUUUUUUGCAGAGGCUAGAGCUGUUGUGGAAAGAGAACUUCUUCAUGGUAUCGUCAUUGGUAUGGGUCAAUUAUCGACCGAGAUGCCGGAUAUGAUCUUUGAUGAUCCCGACGAAGAUAAUCGUGAUAACGAAGCUUUUCAACUUCAAUUAAUACAAGAAGCCACUGCUGGAAGAGCUACUUCAAUGAAUCUCAUAGGUUCAGUGUCAGACUUUUUCGAAGCUGAUGAUGUGGUUGAUUAUGGUUUCGUGGAAGAGGUAUUAGCAUCUGGAGAUGGUGAUGUUCCUGUUCGAGCUGAAGCAGCGGUAGCUAUGAGUUGCUUGGGAAAAAUCGUUCCUGUUGAACACGUCUACCGAAUGUUACCUUUAUUCGAAGAGUUCUGUGAAGAUGAGAAUGAUCAUGUCAAGCAAUCUGCUUGUUUAGCUCUACCGGCUUUAUGUAAACGAAUCGAAUCACCGGAUUACCGACGAGCAUUCGCCGUCAAAGCUGUCCAAACUCUUAUGAGUGGCGACGAAGACGUCCGAUGUGCUGCCCUUGAAAUGCUUGGAGAAGUAAUCCACAUCUUCCAUGAAGAUCCUCGAGGACCACCUGAUGAAUUGCUUGAUGUGUAUACCGAUGAUUCGGAAAUUGGCCCAGGCGAACGAGAUUCGGAUUGGGAUGUCGUCUCAAUCUUCAAUUUCCCCGGUGUCUGUCUUACUUUGGGUCCCGAACGAUGGAACGACAUUCGAGAUUUGUUUCAACGAUUACAAGAUCGAGCAGGAGAAAAAGUCUUACGGACUACGGCUUCUUGUUUACAUGAAUUGACCAAAAUCCUUCGACCUGAUCAAGUAGUCUCCGACCUUCUUCCCGUUUAUACUCGACUUCUAGGUGAUUCUGAGGAGAUCAGGGAAAGAGUCUUCGAGCAUGUUGACGUAAUCAUCGCAUCUGUCCCUAAGGAGGUUGGAUGGAGUCUUUUCAGACAUCUCGCACGAGGUUGGAGAGAGGGUAUGCUUGGAGGAUGGAGAGCAAGAGAAAAGUUGGCUUUGCACAUCCCUAGUUUCUUGAAGACAUUCCAAAAGUGGAAGAAUGUAGAAGAGGUCCUGGAAAUGAUGAAGGACGCUCUGCUAGAUCCUUUUGCGGCCGUCAGAGAUGCUGUCACACACGGGAUUCCCGAGGCGUAUGAAGUGCUUGGGUCACGAUCUUCGGUUGCGAAACGAUUUCGUGAUAUUUUACUUGAUUUAGGCGAUUCACCAGCAUUCAAAAAGCGAUUAACGUUUGUAAGAUGUUUAAGAGAAUUUGUGAAACCGCCACCUAAUAGAUCAGCAUUUGAAGAUUUCUUCUUACCUGUUUUACCAAGAUUAUCAAAAGACGUAGUUGAUAUCAGGCUUGGAUUAGCUCAAAUUAUAGCUGAUCUAUUUGUUGUUGGAGCCUAUUAUUCAGAAGUUGAUCAUCAUGUUCCUCAAAUGAUUUGGGAAAUAGCAGAUGGUUUGGCAAAUGAUACAGCUGUUGAUGUAAGAGAUACAGUCAGAAAAGUUGACAUGGACAGAGCACUCAAAUCUGGAAAAGAAUCGCAAUCCAAAUCUGGGAAAGGUAAAGGCAAAGGAAAAGACAAAGAAAAGAAAGAAGUCCAAGUUCCGUAUGAAGUUAAACCGGUAACGAAUCCGGAUAGAAGUUUGAAACCCGACGAACGAUCUCCAACAGCAAGUAAAAAUCCUUCAAGAGGUGAUUCUUUUCCACCAGUUUCAAAUCAUGCUGUAGCCGAAUACAAAUCCUCGUCUUCUGCUGCUUCUUCCUCCUCGUCGUCUUCAUCGUCUUCUUCGCCACCAUCCCAAUCGAAAACAUUCCUGUCUAGUAAAGAACCUACGCCAACUCAACAAUCUCCAGGGAUUGGGUUACCUGACCAACAGCAACAGCAACACCGACAACAACAAAAACAACAACAAGCCGAAGUCUCUGCUCAACUAGGUUUAAUGGAUUUAUCGUAUUCAAAUUCGCAUCCAGAUCCAAACUCGGUUUCAAACUCGGAUUCAGAUUCAGACUCAAAUCCAGGUUCAGGGUCGGGUUCUGGAUCAGGAUCAGGAUCAAAUGUAACUUCCUUUAUGAUGAAUAGAUAUACUGGUUCGGAUGAUUCUUCAACCCCGAGAUUGCCCACAGGAAGUGGAUUUAUAAGAUCCCCAUUAUCGACUGAAAUCUAUUCUGAAGAAGAAGGGGAAGAAGCAGCCGGUGCUGGUGAUACUACAAGGAGUGGAGAAAGGGGUAACCCGUUCGCCAGCAGUUUUGGGAAACAUACCAAGGCGGGUUCGGGAUCAAGUGCGGACUCGUAA